This is a messenger RNA of Meloidogyne enterolobii, 868 nucleotides long. Lineage: Eukaryota; Metazoa; Nematoda; Chromadorea; Rhabditida; Meloidogynidae. The record is from the annotation of a GenBank genome assembly.
GGCUAGAAUUAAAAGUAGGUUAGCACCCCCUUCCUUCGAAACCGGAGAAUUUUUAGAUAAAAAAAACCCCGAAACCCGAGACUCCCGCCAAUUAAGGCUCGAGAUGCUACCCUAAUUAACUACUAGAGAAAGAUUCUCUGGCCUUGGUCUACCAAAAGUUUUUUUUUAAUUUUUUUAAAUUUUUUAUCUUUUAGUUUGUUUUUUCCUUAUUUUAGAAGAAAAAAAUUUUUUUCUAUCGGAAGAGAAAUGUUUUCAGCACCUUUAGUGGUGGUGCUUCUCCCCUUCCUUUACUUGACCAAUUUGAUAGAAACUUCAUCUAGUCAACAACCCGAUUUUCAACAAAUGUUUGGAAGUUUACUUUCGGGGGUUCAAUCUGCUUUAAAAGAAAUACAAAAACCUAAAGGUAAUGGAGGGAAUGAUAGUGAUGAUGAAGACGAUGAGGGAGAUGGAUUCGCUGGAAUUAAAAAAUUAAUGGAAUCAAUUGAUACGGAAAAAGUUGGACAAUUUAUCCAAAAUUUUGCUAAUCCGGCCAAAUUGAUGUCUUGGCUGCCGAUGAAAUUUCAAGAUUAUAUACCCGAAGGUUGGCGUGAAAAAAUCAUAACAAUUAUAACCUCUGAAUUGGACAAACUAGCGGCCGUUUGGGAUGCUUUGGCAAAAUACAAAACUUUGGAGCAUGUUUGGAAAGCUUUGAAACGGAAUACCCCUACUUUGGCUUCUCUUUUGGAAGAUGCCUGGAAGAUUAUUAAGCAGCGUUGGGCUAAGUUUAAUGGUGGAUUGGAGCCGGAGGCGAAGGAAUACAUGCACAAUGUGAGUGAAAUUUUGUGAGGCUUUAUUUGCGGGACUCUAAUGGAUUGGUUGGCGAAGUGGU